Molecule: messenger RNA, 279 nt
Organism: Letharia columbiana
Lineage: Eukaryota; Fungi; Ascomycota; Lecanoromycetes; Lecanorales; Parmeliaceae
Exons: 1
Coding region: 1-279 (92 amino acids)
Biological process (GO): DNA catabolic process; resolution of meiotic recombination intermediates; double-strand break repair via break-induced replication
Cellular component (GO): Holliday junction resolvase complex; nucleus
Molecular function (GO): 3'-flap endonuclease activity; crossover junction DNA endonuclease activity
Source: RefSeq, a predicted model, not a curated record
AUGGCACCUACCUGUGCCAACCCGCUGCUUCUUGAAUGGAUCAAAGAAAUCUAUGAACUGGCCAAGGAGCGCAACUCGAAGGGUGUUACAACGUACAAGAGAGCCUACGAGUCCAUGAAAGCAUGCCCGCUAACUUUCAGCCACCCCUCAGAAGCGCAGCAGCUCGAUGGCAUUGGUCCCAAGAUCUGUGACAGACUGACAGAAAAACUGAAGGAGCACUGUGAGGCUAAUGGGCUACCGGCCCCGAAGAAGCCUCGAGGGAAGGGCAAGGGCCCUUGA